AUGCCGGAUGAGCCACGGCGCAUUAUCUUGGAGAAAUCCAGUACUGUUAAACGCCGGUAUCAGCGCAGCAACCAACGAUUCCAAUUCACCGCCGCAGAGAUCGCGCGACUAGACCGCGAGGAGGAACGAGAGAAGAAAGCGAAGCAGCUGCGCGAGAAGGAAAAGAAACGCAUUGCUAAUAAAAAACGAAAAGCCGAGCAGGAGGCACGCGCCCGCGAGGAGCGGAGGCGCCGCGGUCCCUCCGAACCUUGUGCAUAUCGCGUCCCGUCGAGCCAGCCACUCCUAUCGAUGUUUUUGGGGAAAUCCUCGUCUACUACAGCCGUUGCUCCUGCGCCUGCGCCUGGCCCCGCUCCUACGCACGCAACUACUGAGGUCGAGGCAGAGCCGCAUGAGACUAAAGAGGACACGGACCCUGGGAGUGCAGCUGGCGAUACGGAAGCUGAAUCAGACGCAUUCGAUGAUUUAGAUGAAGAACUGAAAUUAGAGGAAUACGGACUAUCUGAAUUGGGCGCGGGCAUUGUGGAUCACAAAGGAUCUAUAACCACAGAGAACAAGGCCCCGACCGAUGAUGACGACGAAUUCUCGGACUGUUCGGUCUUUGAAGACGAUGCGAUCGCUACAAGAAUGACUGACGAAAUGAACGAAAAGGCCGCAACCCCUACCCUACCUGAGCCAGCCCUUCCCCAGUCCGUCUCUCGCCGACCGGAAACGGUGCCCGCAUUAUCACUAGAAUCCUCAUUUGGAGGCCCCUUCGAGUAUGAAGCGGCGGAUUUCUUUGAAGCCGAGGCAGCCAUCACGCAAACACCCAACGAGAGUAGAGCUCGUCCCCCGCUGCAAGAAACCCCACACUUGCGACCUUUGGAGCAACCGCGCACUAUGCCCGCGUUGGCAUCUUGUGGAGAUUCCUUCCGGGAUGAAACUGCCGACUGGAUUGAAGAGGCAUUUGCAUGUGGUGGCGAUGAUCCCUUCGUUGGACCUAACAAGAUACCCUUACAAUGA
This is a messenger RNA of Penicillium salamii, 999 nucleotides long. The record is from the annotation of a GenBank genome assembly. NCBI's taxonomy places the organism in Eukaryota, Fungi, Ascomycota, Eurotiomycetes, Eurotiales, Aspergillaceae.